This is a messenger RNA of Acaulospora morrowiae, 3072 nucleotides long. NCBI's taxonomy places the organism in Eukaryota, Fungi, Glomeromycota, Glomeromycetes, Diversisporales, Acaulosporaceae. The record is from the annotation of a GenBank genome assembly.
AUGACAACGAAAAUUCUCAACCCGCUUACUUUGAUUUUAAUAUUUAUCGGCAAUCUUCUCAAGUCCCUUAUCUUCUUGUAUGAAAAAUUUGGCGACUUCCUAUCCGAAGACGAACCAUAUUUUGAACUCAUCGUGGUAGAUGACUAUGAAGAAGACGAGAUUAGCGUGACCUCAAACGACAAAGAAGUUGAUUUUAUUUUAGAUGAAAAGAUGGAAGAAGAAUUCUUCUUACCAUUUAACGACUACAGUGACGAUGAACAUUAUGCAGAAAAUGAUGAAAAAACAGCGCAAGAAAGCGAGAAGGCACUAUCCACAACUGAAUCUCUAUUGUCUACCGAAGUUAAAUCUUCACCUGUUAUUAAUACUCUACUAUUAAAUGACGAAAAGAUCAACUAUAUCUCUUCAGCAAAUAUUAGUCCUCCAACUGUUCACACAACAAAUCCGAAAAUAUUCUCUUUCUUAUACCCCACAUCAAUUCCCAUCGUCAAAGGGUUACAAAUAAUAGAAAACGCAAGUUCAAUAACACCUGUGUCAUCUUUAUUCGACAAAAAUUCAGAUAAAAAAAAUUAUUCAGACAAAAUGCAUCACAUUGAUAACAGUUAUGUCGUUAAAGAGAGCGACAAUUGCUUUGAUAAUUAUUAUGAAAGUAUCGAAUCCAAUAAGAGACGUAAAAUCAACACUUCCGAAAGAGAUGGCGAAAAGAAGAGCGACAUCAAUAUGGAAAUUUCUAUAUCAUAUAUGAAGGAAAGUUCACUAGAAAACGCUGUUGAAGAUAUUAAUAGUGAAGAUGAACAAGAAUACUACACGAAAAUUUCGCGAAAAACAACAGCCACACCAUUUUCGAGAAAAAUGACGACAAUCGAAGACACAGAUAGCGAUGACGAAUUUGCUACUAAUUUCAUAUUUUACUCACCGUCCACUAAAAUUUCGACGGAAUCUCCUGAAUCACAAAUCAAAAGCUCAAAGUGCUCACAACCUCAAGAAUCAGAAAUUGUUGAAGAUACGCAAAACGAACAAGAGACACCAUUAAAAUCAAAAAUCGCGAAAUGGUUCUUAUUAUUUUGUUUAUUUAUGGAAUCUUUGUAUUUUUCCGAGACUGGAUAUAGUAGGUUUGCGGGUAAAAUAAAUUUGAUAAUAUGUGUGAUGAUGUGUUACAUGUGUAUUGGAGAAUUCUUGGAGAAACAAGGAAAAUGGAAAAGAAAAAGAAACGAUUCAUUUGUCCAGGAAUUGCUACUGUCACUGACAUACCUAGCGAUGAUUAAGAAGUUUACCAAGAAGAUUACGAGAUGGGUGAUCGAUGAAGAAGCAGAAGCACGUGAUGUGAAUAAUGAGAGAAUACAUAAAAAUAGCGGAAAGAAUCAAAAAGAUGAUGACAUCAAGAGAAAAGUUGUGUCUCGAGGAGACGACAGAAGAGACAAGAUUUGUCAAAGAAUUAGGAAAAAGUUUCUAAAGUUUAGUAAGAAGAAUCGUAAAGCUAGUGAACGAAAUAGUGAUACACAUAAAGAUAGUAGUCAUGAUGGUUUGAAAGACUUAGGUGAAAGCAUUACUCCGUCGUUACCCAUCGAAUGUCUUCAUGAAAUAUUCCAUUACAUCCAAUAUGACCUUCGCACCCUCAACGCAUGCUUACAGGUCUCCAAGUUGUGGUGCUACAUUGCAGUUUCUGUCUUUUGGUGCAAACCUUUUCGCUCUUCAAGAUGUUCGUCACAAAUAGUGGAUACUUUUUUGAAGUGCUUGAACAAACACGAAAAACUUAAUUUAGAAUACGGUGGAAUAUAUUUAGGGGAAUGCAAAUCUUGGAAGACAAUGUUUCAAUAUGCCGACUUUUUGGAUGAGAUUAGCAUGCAGGGACUGUAUACGGCUGCCGGUGCCUGGAUUGAAAGGACUCAGGACACCACGAAUAAAUCUCAAAUAGCGAACGGACAAAAUCUGAUCUGCCGCGCAUUGUGCCGUCUCUUCAUAACCCGCUGUCAAUUUAUCCACUCUUUGUCCCUUGAUUUCUCCUUCUCUGCAAAAUUCAGGUCCUAUCCAUACUUUUUCUACCAUUCCGACGCCUCCAAAUUCCUCUCAAACCUUCGAGACCUUACCAUAUCCAACAUAUCCUCCCGUGAUCUCUUCGCUGACAUUGGCAGAUACUGCAAGAACCUAAAAAGGCUUGAACUUAUAGACUACACUUUUAGCAAUCUUCCAGGAAAAAGACAUGAUUCCGCGAGAGAGUUGAUCAAAUCUCAAGUGGGAUUACAGCAUUGUAAGAUAUUUGGGUAUGGCGAGAGUGUCGUGAAACCAAUAACAGGAUUAAAAAGUCAAGCAAAGACACUGGUAUACUUUGAAUUGAUUUAUUGCAAGUUUUAUGACUCUCACGAAGGCGGCGGAAACAACGACUACAGUCUGGAUAAUAGUGAAGAUCACGAAAGCGUUAAUGCAUUCAGGUCGUUAUCCGCCUGCACCAAUCUCGAAUCUCUAAUAAUAUCCGAUUGCUACUUCUCCCGAGAAUCAAUCCUGUUUCCAUUGACCACCAGCAGGUUCUUUCAACUACGUAAACUCCAUUUUCGACGGCUAUCUUGUAAUCUCUCCACCACCUUCAUCCAAAUGCUGAAAGCGAAUCAUCAUUCUCUGCGUGAUAUUCACUAUACAGAUGAAGUUACCAGUAGAUCCACUCCAUACAUUUUGGAAUCAGUGGCAACAUAUUGUACGUCACAUCUCUUAACUCACAUCGCAGUUCCCUUUAAAAAUGAGCAAACACGUCAAUUGGCUUCGCUUCUGGCCCAAAACAAAAAUCUCGUAUCCCUAAAGCUCUCUGGACCGUACGGACACGAGAGGAAGUUCAAGGACUUCUUGCCGCAACUGGGUGAAUUGCUACCUCCAAGUAUGAAGCAUAUAAGUCUGGAUUUGAAUUGGGUAAUAUUUGACACGUUGGAUGGAUUCCUAAAGAGUUAUAAGUCAGAUUUGAAAAGUUUUUUUAUAAGUGGAUGGAGAAGACGGAUUCCGGAUGUGCAUGUGAACGUAAUCCAAAAUUAUCUGAAGGAACGACAGAUGAAAGUGAGUUUGCAUGAUUUUAUUAGGGAUAUCAUUUGA